Messenger RNA from Trichomycterus rosablanca, 1401 nucleotides. It is a transcript of the gene ap1s2, whose product is annotated as adaptor related protein complex 1 subunit sigma 2. Gene Ontology annotation, molecular function: clathrin-cargo adaptor activity. Gene Ontology annotation, cellular component: AP-1 adaptor complex; membrane coat; intracellular membrane-bounded organelle. Gene Ontology annotation, biological process: intracellular protein transport; vesicle-mediated transport. NCBI's taxonomy places the organism in Eukaryota, Metazoa, Chordata, Actinopteri, Siluriformes, Trichomycteridae. The record is from RefSeq and is a predicted model, not a curated record. Bases 86 to 559 code for a protein of 157 amino acids. The transcript has 5 exons.
UGUCUAACGGGACUGUGUAGGAUGGAUACAUAGCAGCUGUAGCUAACACAUACUCACACGUUUGAUUACAAUAUAAAUAAACAAGAUGCAGUUCAUGCUGCUGUUUAGCCGCCAGGGCAAGCUGCGCCUGCAGAAAUGGUAUGUGCCACUGUCCGACACACAAAAGAAAAAGAUUUCUCGUGAGGUCAUCCAGAUGGUGUUGGCUCGCAAACCCAAGAUGUGCAGCUUUCUGGAGUGGAGGGAUUUAAAAAUUGUGUACAAGAGAUAUGCCAGCCUGUACUUUUGCUGUGCUGUGGAAGACCAGGAAAAUGAACUAAUAACCCUUGAAGUCAUUCACAGAUAUGUUGAGCUGCUGGACAAGUACUUCGGGAGUGUGUGUGAGCUGGACAUCAUCUUUAACUUUGAGAAGGCCUACUACAUCUUGGAUGAGUUUAUAUUGGGUGGGGAAGCACAGGAGACUUCCAAGAAGAUUGUGCUGAAGGCCAUUGAACAGGCCGAUAUGUUACAAGAGGAGGCAGAAGCACCACGCAGUGUACUGGAGGAGAUUGGACUCACAUAAGAUGGAAGCCCUGCACCCCAAUCCUCCCAUCCCCAUUUACUCAACCCAAACAAGAAACACUUUCCUCAUUUCUCAUAUGCAGGUACAAUAGUAUAAAAAAAAUUGAUGUUUAGCGUGUUAUUAUUGUCGCACAAAAUAUUUGCAUCUGGUGUAAAAAUAUGCAAAGGAAGUAACUGGUAUAAAAACAUUCCGGAGUCAUCUUUACUAAACUCUAUACGUUUAAGAGCAGUUAUGUGUAUGACACUAAGUAUCACAGUUAUCUGUUGUUUCAAAGUAGCAAAUCUCUUUAUUACCUCACUUUGUGCCCUUCACUGCCUUAAGACAUGAUUUAUGAAUUGGUUUAGACAACAUCUUAUACAACUUUGUAACUGGAAUUGAAUUCAUGCAUCAGUAGUUCAAAAAUUAAACCACAAGUAUUUGGAAUCAUAUAUGCUAAUGCUGUUUAGAAAAUGGGUUAGUACUGACUGUAUUAUCAUGUGAACUGAUUCAGUAUUAGAAAAGCAUUACCAAUAACUGUAAAUGUGUAGCACCUACCGUGAGCAUUAUGCAUCGUAUUAUCAGGAAGGUAUGUCUUAAUCAUUUUUUUCCCUUCCUUUAGUAGCUGGGUAUUGUAAAUUAUGUGUACAGUCAUUCCGAAAUCUUACCUGGCUGUUGCCUGGCUGUUACCACUGACAUAAUAAUUUAAUUAAAUGCCUUCCAGGUUUUCUUUGUAUUUUAGUACCAAAGAACGUCUUUCUUUUCAAUUCCUUUUGUAUAAUUUUCAAGUUACACUGUGAUUCACUGCCUAGUCUACGACAAAUACUGAGGUUCUUCAAAAUAAAAGAAAUAUGGAUUAAAACUUA